Messenger RNA from Tachysurus fulvidraco (yellow catfish), 3352 nucleotides. It is a transcript of the gene uspl1, whose product is annotated as ubiquitin specific peptidase like 1. The transcript is spliced from 9 exons. Gene Ontology annotation, biological process: protein desumoylation; Cajal body organization. Gene Ontology annotation, cellular component: Cajal body. Bases 238 to 3018 code for a protein of 926 amino acids. Gene Ontology annotation, molecular function: SUMO binding. NCBI's taxonomy places the organism in Eukaryota, Metazoa, Chordata, Actinopteri, Siluriformes, Bagridae. The record is from RefSeq and is a predicted model, not a curated record.
UUUGCUGAAAUAUUUUUGUCUGCCUAGAUCACACGACCGGAAGUUUAACGUUAACCCUACGUCAGAUGCUGCGUGCACAUGGAGGACUGAAACGCUGGGUUCAAACCUUAUUAAUAAAUGCCGGUUUUAUCCUUGCCUGGUCAGUUUAGAGGAUGUGAGGCAAUGAGCACAGCUUUUUGCUGAUUCUGAGUUCAUGGCAAGGAGAUUCAUCAAAUUACAGUGAAUGGAGAAGGGCAAAUGAACGGUGAAGGCUGUGACCUAAGUGUGCCAAGCCCAGCGCUGGCAGGGUAUUUGGGAAAUGCUGAGAAUAGAGGAGCUGUAAAUGGAGCCUGCCCUUGGUGUUCUGCAAAAGGACAGAUAAAUGUACUUCGCUCAUACAAAUUCAACUUUAAAGACUCUAUCACUCUCUGUACUGAUCCACUGUGUCUUUUUCCUUUAGUUAGUGGACCAUUGGACAAUAUCCGUGCCAUCCUUUCUUCAUCACAAGACAUACAGGGGUGCAAGAGAAAGAUUUAUCACAAAUUGGAGCCCAAAGACCAUGAUCCAUCAUACAAGUUUAGGAAGAAAGAGGAUCCCAGUAUUGUGUCUGCUGGAAAAUGCUGGAAUGUUGAUGUUGGUGACUGUAGCGUGCCUGUCAAUUCAAUUGAAGAUGGACUGUUAAUUAAUGAUCACCAGAAGAAGCAAAUAUUUGAGAAUGCUGACAAUACUGCUGAGGUCUCCCAUGCCAAUUGUAAGGAUUCAGGAUUGCCUGAUUUCCAAAUCAGGGAUUCUGUAUCAAGCACUCAGGACAAAAAAUGUGAGGUCUCAACACUGGAUUUAUUUGUGAAAGAUUUGCUGCACAUGGUACCUACACAGCAGCAUUUAUUCUGGAAAAAUAAGGAUAACUUGUGUUGGUUAGAUUCCUUGCUUGUGACACUUGUACACAUUAGGAUAAUUAGAGAAGCUUCAUGUGAAAAUGUAUGCUCAACUGAGAAAUUCCCAUGCAAAGAUUUUACUGUGAAGAACUUAUGUGCAUCAUACCAGAAGUCUUGCACGUAUAUUAAAGCAAAGGAACAACAGUGCCAAGACAGCAUUGUACGAGUACAUUCUGACGACCUCUAUAAUGUAGAGCAAGACCUGGAAGCUCUACGGAUGUCUGCCUUCCAGUUCCUCCAGCCAAAGCUUCAGUGCGAUUUGAGUCUGGAGGAGACACCUGUCUUUGCACUCCCUCUUCUCCUAAAGUCAGAUGACUGGGCUAAUAGUCUUUUCCAGCAUGCCGGUCAGUGGGAAUUUAGGUGCACAUCAUGUGGAUACAAUUUCAGCACAAGCAUGGAGAAGACUGUAACAACAUUUACACAGAUCAUAUCUGAUUGGCACCCACUCAAAGCAGUCCAGGUUGCAAAGUGUCGCAGCUGCAAUAACAAGAACCAGAAGAGGAGACUUGUCUUACAAAGAAUUUCUUCAGUGCUUGCAUUUCACUUUCUGGAGGGACUUCCACGGAGAGACCUCUCCAAGUAUGCAUUUGAUUUCCACGGCACACAGUACAACAUCAGAAAAAUUAUACAAUACAAUGAACAACGUGAGCACUUUGUCACCUGGAUCCAUCAACCAGAUGGAUUAUGGCUAGAAUUUGAUGAUUUGAAACACCCUCACUGCAUAACACACAGGAGGUUUGCACUCCCAGCCAAUCAGUUCCAUCUUGUCUUCUGGGAGGCAGGUUCCACAGAGGAGUCCCAACAUCUGGACAGUCUCCCCGAUAACAGCCUUACUGAGACAAUGAGUAAGGUUGGCGAUGACUUUCAUAAUAUAACCAAUUCUUUAGCAGAUGACGCAUGCAUUAUAGAGCCAUUGACUGGAAAUAAGGACAGCAGUGAGUCUGCCAGUAAAUUGGAUUCUUCAAUAGGUAGUACCACACUGCUUGAUACGUUUGAGGGCCUGUCACAUAGUGAUAUUGUCACUCUUACACUAGUUGAGGUCCAAGCAGAUGUUAAAGAAGACUCUUGCCCAAAUAUCCAGGAAAUGGUAACUGGGUCAGCUGAGUCUAGCAUCACAGAGGCGUUUCACCUGCUAGAGAAAAGCUCUUAUCAGACUGCAAGUAAUGUAAAAAACAAUAAAGAUAGUGCUAACAGUGUUUCACAUACACCAGAAUUGAUUCUUCCCUCAGUGGUAAAAUCACCAGAAUUAGUAGACCCUUCAAAAGUGAGCAAGUGUCCACCGACCCUGCACUCUUCAGACCCCAGCACCUCCAACCUAUCGUUAGAUCAGCAAGCUUUCCACCAGUCAACGCCAUUAAGAGUACCCCAUCAUGCCACAGAUCCCAGAAUUGACCCAAGAUUUGAUGGCAGCGAGCCACUCCUGGCCAAGCCUGCUGAGCUCUUUGGUGGAUACAGAACAAAGAACUCCCCCAAUCCAGGGAUACCUGGAGGACUUUUAAAGCAUUCAUUUGUGAAAUUGCCCACUGCUCCACAGAAGCCAUUCAGUUGUCCUAGUGGCAUAACAACUGUGAAUUCAGUUUCAACGUUGAUGAAAUCUGCUAGCCAGAACAUCCUAAAAUCUUCCCCAUCAAAGAUGGUCUUAUCAACUGAAGCUCUCAGACUGAAACUGAUGAAAAGGUUAAAGGCCAAGAAGAAGAAGCUAGCAAAGUUGAAUCAGCUGCUCAGUAUAGAAGGAAGUGGGUCUAUGCCCAGGCCAGACAGCACAUAUAUUUGCUCACCAUACUCUGUCACUUCCAGUACAUCAGCCUAUGAUAGCCCAGCAUUUGAUAAUUUCUUUGCUGAGCUUCUUUCACCAGACAUGAGCACCAGCAACCAAUCGCCUGAUAGCACAGGCCUCUUGGAGAUGCUAACCAACAGCCAGGCUGCUGGGACAUCAGAAAGCAGCUCUCAGGAGAACUCUGUGCCACUCUCUGAACUACCAGUUCCUCUUCUAAAUGACCUAUCAUCCACCAACGAAACCUUUCUUGAAUUAAACCCAGGAUCAAGGGAGCAUCAAACUGUUAUUGAGAAUGCUGAACUUAAUGCUAUGGAUAUAUUCUUUUGAUAAGUUCUUCGGACCAGUGCACAUAUGUUUUUGGGAAGUUAAAAUUGCUAGCUAAAGAUCAGCUCUCAUUAUAAAGAUGCUAUGGAUUUUAUUAGUAUAUUAAAAAAUAAGCUGUUCUUGGCUCAGCUGAAUUCUCAGUCUAAUAUUUGGCUUCUUACAUUCACCUUAAAAAAUAGAUUUUGUAUCAGCAAUCAAAAUGAUUCUUAUAGAAUUAAAUAUUUAAGUUGUAAUUUAUAUAGGAAUGUGUACGUUUGAAUGUUUUGUUUCACUCUCCUGACCAUGCACUAAAUACUGCAGAUUUUUGUAAAACUAAAUAAACUGGAAUAUUUCUUUA